AUGGCUACUGAUUUGGCUGCUGAAGAAGCUGACAUUCGUGAGGAAGAUGUGUUGAAGGAGAAAGAUGCUUUUGAGGAACUUAAGAAGCUGGCAGCCAAGUCGCUGACUGAGACAGUUAAUCAGUUGAUUGACACUGUUAAUCAGGUGAAGGAGGAUGAAAAGGCCGAAUAUGCGACCUGGCCAUCAAGAGUCGCUGAUGCGGUCAAACAUCGGGGGUUUGUUGUGUAUGAGCGUGAGGGUGUGUCUUACCGGGACGCGUCUGUACAGAUGACUGAUUGGAAUGAAGUUAUGGAAGAGUCGAAAGCGGGCCCGCUAUUGACAACUCAGUCUGCAUGGUGCAUGGAUUGUGGUACCCCUUUUUGCCAUCAGGAGCACACGGGUUGUCCUCUUGAGAAGAAAAUCCCUGAAUUCAACGAGUUGGUUUACCAGAAUAGAUGGCGUGAGGCAUUGGAUCGACUUCUUGAAAGAAAUAACUUCCUAGAGUGCACGGACCGGGUUUGUCGCGCUCCAUGUGAAGGUUCAUGUGUGCUGGGUAUAAUUGAAAACCCGAUCUCCAUCAAAAGCAUUGAAUGCUCAAUCAUAGACAAAGCCUUUGAAGAAGGAUGCUGCAAGAAAGCCUUUAGGAGCAGCUAUAGAUGGCCUGCUUUGGGUGGUGGACUAGAGAUAGCGGGUUCCUCUGUCCUGGAAAUAGUCAAUACUGAGUGUAAAUGGCCCCAAGUAAUUGUUGACGUACUUGAUGUGGCAAAGAAGAUGAAGAAAACACCAAUUUUGUUCUGUAAUGGCAGUGGACUUGUGGUGAAUAAGAUCUGUGGCAUGUAUUCUCAAGCAGCAAUGUUUGUUGUUGCUGAACAAGGUGAAGAAGGGAAGCAACGUGUGGAGCAGCCUAACAAUAUGGUAUGGGCUGUAUUGAAGCCUGGAUUCUUGGCAAAAGGUAUCAUGUGGAAACAAAAGCAUAACAAUAAGAAGUAG
Molecule: messenger RNA, 969 nt
Organism: Lactuca virosa
Lineage: Eukaryota; Viridiplantae; Streptophyta; Magnoliopsida; Asterales; Asteraceae
Source: the annotation of a GenBank genome assembly